Messenger RNA from Phasianus colchicus (ring-necked pheasant), 5827 nucleotides. The record is from RefSeq and is a predicted model, not a curated record. NCBI's taxonomy places the organism in Eukaryota, Metazoa, Chordata, Aves, Galliformes, Phasianidae.
AUUCUUAGAGGAUGUUUCAGUUUGUGUUACAGAAAGAGAUUUCCUAAGUCAGGAGCAGUUCCUUUGGAACAAACUGCCUGUUUCUUUUUCCUUUCCCACUCUUUCCUGUGUAUUUUGUUACUCUGGUCAAGUGGGCCCAUCCAGAUAAAAGGACUUUUUACUUUCAUUGUGUAGGUUUGUGAUCCAAUUUCAACAUCUGGGCAAUUUUUCAAUUGGCUUUUCAAUUGGACCUUAAAACCCGCGUUUAAAAUCUGGCGUGGAAGUCAGGAUUCAUAGCAGCAGAUGCAUUGGAAAGGAAUACAGUCCUUCACCGUGGUGCAGUUUUUGAGUGUCUGUUGCUGGAGAGAACGCUUAUAUGUUGUUCCAAGCCAGUUGUUUGUCUAAUUACAUGUUCUUGAAAUUCGUGUGAAGAGUUUAUUGCAAAACUGGUUUUGUAUUUAAGAAAGACCCCAUAUUUUGGAAGGAUGAGAAUGUCUCUACUUCACUGCAGUUCUAAGGUGACGGUUUGACCACACAGCGCUUGCAGCUGCUGAAUCCUCCCUGUAUAGUAGAUUGCACAAGCAGCUAUCUUUAGCUCCCAUGUUUUUAUUCUUUGUAUUACUGCUUUUUCUCUCCCUGAAUACUGGAAAGCGGUUUCAUCCACUGUUGAUUGAAAGAAAUCAUUGUUUAUUAUGAUUUCUUUAAAAUGGAACAGAGAUUAUUUGCAAAAUUCUUUCCUUAUGGUUUAAUCUUUCCAGUGAGAGUGAAGUCUGGAAGUGUAGGAAGGAUCUGAAGGCAUCAUGGAUUGGUUUAGGAGCCUUGGAAGAGAGAGCGUGUUGAGUGUAAAUGCCAGCAUCUCAUAGCAGGGAGCAACAGGCUUCGAGGAUGUGAAAUUAAACACUCACAGUUCCAUUCAGAUUUCUGGUUUCUUAAUGAAUCUGUUAACUUCUUCAUCUUCUUUUCUUUUUAAAUUCUCCUCCUGUUAUGUUUAAUAGGUGCAAACCACAAGAGCUACCACCUAGGUAACUAUUUCCACCUCUUUUUUAUUGGUUUGCUUUACUCUUAGCACUUAUCUUCUGUGAUCUCUGUGGUUUCCAGUACUGCAGAAGCAAAUAAAAUUCAACUAUAAAUUUUAACUCAACUAAUUUUUCUGUUGUUACCCAACAUCCAUUUAGAACGCUGCUCUUCGUUAUGAAAGUUUUCAAGAUAGAUAUAGUAUCAUCAAUUUGGUCAGUAGUGACAACAAAAUACAUAACCUUUCUCAUGGGCAAAUUUUUGGCCAAGUGCUCACAAUGUGAUGGAGUUGGUGCUUAAUUUGUCAUUUGUCAUCUUGAAUUCAAGUUAUUUGACAGUCUGAUUUGGAGGAGGGGGACAUGAAAGGAGCACAUGCUUUGUGUUAGUAUCACCAUCUGGUUUUGCCUGUUCAAGCUCUAUUGCUCUUGCCUAAUAACUGCUUGAUAAAGGUGCGUCUUUCAGUUUUCAGUCUCUGUGGACUUUAUACUGCAAGCUUCCUGAUCAUUUCCCAUGCACUUCAAGAGCUGGGUCAUGCCCCACAGUCUUGAGGUAGCCUGGUUGCCUGGAUGCUCCUGGUUGACUCACAAAGCUGGCUACUUCUUGUUAGUACUUCCCAGCAUACUGCCAGCGAGAAUGUUAGUUGGUUUUCUCAACUCCUGGUAGUUUCAGGUGCGGUCCAUGUUGUGUUAGAUGCCAUACAGCUGGAGGACAGCUCUUGUCCUGCUGGGCUUUCAGCACUGGCUUGCUUGGGGCAGCUUCCCCAUGGGUUCAGGUGAAGCUGGGUUGGACUCAAUCAGCCCUAUGGGAUCCCUUCCAAUUCUGUAAAUUCUCUUGUCCACGUGCAGAUAUUUGCUAAGAUUAGGUGGAUGCACUCUGGCAUGAAUAGAGCUGCCUCCUAGCAGUAACCCUGUGGCUUCAGUUCUUGCCUGCACAGAGAUGGUUGUUUUGGAACAGUGGCUGCUGUCACAAUAAUGCUGAGCUCAGCCCUAGAGGCUGCUAACUGGAGCCUUGGUGUGAGGGGAGACUGGAAUGUCCUUGGAUUGACAGGGUGAGGGAGUGCGUUCUGCUCGCUUCGUGCGCUGUACGAGACCAGAUCGGCCGGCUCCAUGAGCUGAUGCUGCUCCCAGGCAUCUCCAUGUGAUACCUGCCGCCUCUGAGACGUGGGUAUAAAGAAUCAUUUCCUGUUGGGCAUCUGAAACAAGCACGGUCUUGAUCAUAAGGCAGUCAGGAGGGAUUUGGUAUUCCUGACAUGAUAACCAUACAAUGCUGAGUGACGAUAACUCUGUAAAGCUGAAAAGUGAUUGUUCGCCUCCUGUGCAAUGGUGUAAGGUAGCUGCACAUGAAGAUGAGAAGACCAAUCUGGUUUUUAAAAGGUACUCGCAAGCUCCUUGCACUGUUUGUGAUUGGAGGGUGCUUCCUUUAUGUCCUCAAAUUACAUUUUUACCCUGAAGAAUGUGACAGAACAAAAACACCGUAUGUGGACUUUGAUCGCGUAAAGAGAGCACAACAAUAUGCCAGUGCUGUGUUGCAGGAACAGUGCCGACCUUCGUUUGUGAAAAAAGCAAUGGGAAAGUUAUUUGCGGAGAAAUACAGCAUGGACAUACCUCCCUUUGUAGGAAAAAAUAUAGAUGAUGAUGAAGCUUUAUUUAAAUAUGGACCUCCCUUUGGAUUCCACAGGUUCUUUGAUAAGCUUAAAAAUCUUCUUGAACUCUUACCAGAGCACGAUUUGCCAGAGGAUUUGAAGUCAAAACACUGUAAGCGUUGUGUUGUUAUUGGCAGUGGUGGAAUUCUGUAUGGAUCAGAGCUAGGUCACUUACUGAAUCAGUAUGAUAUUGUUAUAAGGUUAAAUGAUGCACCAGUUCAAGGAUACACAGAUCACGUUGGUAACAAAACUACUAUAAGGAUGACUUACCCAGAAGGAGCUCCACUUUCUGAACACGAGUAUCCCCCUGCUAGUUUAUUUGUGGCUGUCCUCUUUAAAAGUGUUGAUUUCAAUUGGCUUCAAGCAAUGGUAAAAAAUGAAACAUUGUCUCUGUGGAUACGACUUUUCUUUUGGAAGGAAGUCGCCAAGAAAAUUCCUUUUACAUCAAAACAAUUUCGGAUUCUCAAUCCAGUCAUUGUUAAAGAGACAGCCCUGGACAUCUUAGAGUUCCCCAAACCUCGAUCAAUAUUCUGGGGUUGGGAUAAGAAUGUGCCCACAAUUGGGGUCAUGGCUGUUGUUCUGGCCACACAUUUAUGUGAUGAAGUAAGCAUAGCAGGAUUUGGAUAUGACCUCGACCAGCCCAGCACACCUUUGCACUAUUACAACAACCUCUGCAUGGCUGCCAUGAACAGACAAACGAUGCACAAUGUGACAGGUGAAACAAAAUUACUGCAAAAACUGGUCAAAGAAAAAGUUGUAAAAGACCUCACUGGUGGAAUACAUUGUGAAUUCUGCAACAAAGACAGCUAGUGAUUGAAGUGCAGCAUGGUCUGGAUUUGUUAAAUUCCCAGAAGUUUUGUUGGAACAACCCUUAAAGCGUAUAUAAAAUGGACUUGGAAUCUCUGCUGUCUUUUUUUUUUUAACGUCAAGUUCAAUUUGUUGGACUUUUACAUUUAUUUUGAUGUUCGAUUUUAUUUUGCACGUUUUUGUUGUAAAUACAACUCGGCGUUGAAAGAGAUCCAUUUAAAAUAUUUAAUGUUUUAAGUUGUCAGAAGAAAAGCAGAGAUUUUGUUUUCACAUGUAUAUGGUACGCACAAUGCUACCCUGAGUUGUCUGACAGCAUAGAAGAUUUAUUUCCCAUUGAACUGCUGUCUUUGUGGAUCCAGUUCCAGGUGUGUGACUCCUUUUCAUGCAUGCCGUGAAAAGAAAGGCGUAUGUUUCUCAAAUCUCACUUGUCACAACUUGACCAUUGUGUUUCUCCCUCAAAUAUUUAUAUUAUUUUGUGUUUGUGCUGAUAUUUUUUUGGAGGAGGGAUGCAGGAGUGGAGGUGAAGGAAAAGGAACUGUUGUGGCAACAAUUGACGAAUCAGUACUUCAGUGUCCACACUUGAUGUUAGAAUCCUUGAUGCCAUCAUGCAUUGGGUUAGAACCUGCUUUUGCACGAGGCACGUUUGGACCCCAGGGCAUGUUGUAAAAUGAUGUGACCCUAGGAGGCUGUCACCUGAACCCAGUCCUUCCUUCAGGCCAUUCCUGCAGACCCAGAUGAAUGUUUCUAAAUAGUUGAUUUGCAGCAGAGUUCAGCUACUCCGGGUAAAGAAGUGGCAUUAAUACAGAAUCUGUCCUCUUCAUUUCUAGAGUGACUUGAGAAUCUCUCAGUCAGUAACACAUUGGUUUGUAUAAACCUUCCAUUUAGCAAUAAUAGAAUCUAUGACUAGGCUGAAAAUUAUCUUGGUUUACUUUACCAUCCUUUAGCAAUUAAUUAUGGCUAUUGUUACAUGAAGGGUUAUCAUCAAUGUAAACUAUUAUGAACUCUAGUGUUGACUGUUAAAAUUGAAGGGAGAGAUUGGAUUAUCCUGGAUAAGCUUUUAAGUCAGCAGCUGGCUGAAUGUAUGUAAGAAAACCACAAAAUCAUACUGAGAAAAUAUAUGACCUAGUAAGAAUGCCUGCUGAAAGCAGCAUGCUUCUUGAAAACCAAAAGCUCAACCUAUAUGAACUCUUGUGACUGGAAGUCAGUGCAUUGCAAAGAAACUGGACUGCACAGACCUGCAUGCAGGUGUAGUUGUUAGCUCUGGGACUGGUAGAGUAGUAGGUAGGACUGUUUGCACUGAGUGUUGUUAGUCAGCCGACAGCAUGUGAAAAAUGCUUUUUGGGGGAAGCUUGUUGGCAAAUCAAUUAAUGGUUGGCCUAGGAACAUUGUUUAGAGUCACGGACUCUCCACAUCAUGAACAUUCCCAUUUUUUUUUUUAGUUUUUAUUAUGGGCUAAGGUAAACACAGUAUGGAGGUUCAAAUAUUCCAAUAUCUAAUGAGGGAAAGUAAGAUUAUGGUAGUUGUGGAUUUUUAUUUAGUUAUUUUUUCCCUGGUGAGGAGAUCUAAUGAAUGGUAAUGUUGAAAUACAGAAGCAGCAGACGGAUUGUGGCUGUUACACAGAAAGGCAAUAAAAUAUCAUGUGAUCAUAAAGCCUAAUUCUGAAUAAGAAGUUGUGAACCUUAACUUUCCUUAGUCCCAUGUGUGUCCUUGAAAGCCAGUUGUGGACGAUAAUGAAAUAUCAGAAUCAGAUUCUUGUCUCUGGCACUGUUUGUGUACAUAGCAAUAAUGUUAAUCUAAAUUCUCCUCCUCAAAACACAUUAAUUUUUGUGCUAGCAAUAAAUUUCUAGUUUGUUUUCCUGUAAGUAUAAUAAUUAUAUUGUUUAAUUUAAAGCUAUUUCAUGUUUGAAGAGUUUUAUACAGAUGGUCUUUUAGUUAAUAUAUUGAAAUGUGCUAAUUAUUUUCUCUCGGUAUUUAAACUAGCAACAGAGUAUGUUAAUUCCAUUUGGUAUUAGUGAAAUGAUGGAGUUCAGAACAUGUGCGUUGGGAGGAUGUCCUGAAGACACCAAAUUAUGUGUUUCAGAGCACUUGAUCCCUUACCACUUUGCUUUAAUCAGGAAAUUGAAAAAGAAUCAGUUGAUUAACGUGAAUGCCAGUAGCUUUUUGGAGAUGUCGUAUUUAUUGUCAGGUUCUUAAAUUAUGUUGAUGUGGGGUUAAUUGUUUUUUUUUUUUCCCCCCCACCAUUUUUGUAGCUUGUGAUAAAACAUUGCUCUCCGUUGUAGUGUGUAUGUGGCGUUGGGUAUUCCUUCAUGGGCUCGACCAUACAUCAAAUGGCAGCAGAGUUCACAUUGCAAAAAGCAAUAAACUGAUGAAACCACUUUCUAUUCA